CAGUUUUAUAAAGAAGAUAGUUGGAAUACGGAAUAGAAGAAGAAUUUGGUUAGAAUUAGUUUACGUAACUUAUUCGUCUUGGUUUCUCUUUAGUAGUUUAAAUUAAAAAGCUCUAGGAAUCUUAAAAAUAUGUUCAGAACUACAGCUGUACGAGCUCAAUCACUUUUGAGAACGGCCCUUGUUGCAGCCAGACCAAAUGGAGCAGCAACCACAAGAUUGAUGUCGAGCCACAGUACUGAAACUGAUGAACAAUUCGACAGCAGAUACGAGAAUUUCUUCAACAAAAAGGAUAUUGAUGGUUGGGAAAUCAGAAGAGGUAUCAACGAUUUGUGGGGCCACGAUCUUGUUCCCGAGCCAAAAAUUCUUAUUGCUGCACUAAAAGCGUGUCGUAGAGUAAACGACUUCGCCCUGGCAGUCAGGAUUUUGGAAGCCAUUAAAGACAAAUGUGGUAGCAAAGUGAAUGAAAUUUAUCCCUACCUGCUACAGGAAUUGCAACCCACUUUAAAAGAAUUAGGACUUAGCACACCUGAGGAGCUUGGUUUUGACAAACCAGAAUUGCAUGUAGAGUCUGUUUUCCACAUGUAAUUAUGUAAUCUAGGUAUUUUAUGUUCAUUAAAUGUAGCUUCUCUUAAAUCUAAGACAAUUUAAAUAAAUAAUAAAAAAAUAUAUGAAUAGUCAUUUAUUAAGAUUGUGUUAAUAAUUGGUUAUGAUUUUCUAUUAUGUUAACACAUGUGUCUUUAAACUAUCGGGUUGGCAGGUGAAAAAAUACUUUGGACCUUUGAGCCAUUUCCUUGUGAUUUCAAAUGAAAAACGAAGUAUCAAUAUCCUUUAUUUUUUAAAAUGAAAACACUUUGUAAAACAUGAAAUUUAGAGAAAAAUUACUAAAAAAAAAUCUUUAAAAUAAUACAAUAAUUUUUUAAUGAAUUUUUCACAUUAUAAUCCUUAUCCCUACUGUCUUGAAAGUUUGUAAAUGGAAAUAUCAAUUUAUUCAGCUUUUUUUUUAACUCUAGCAAGAACAAAAAAAAUGUCUCUUUUUUGACAGUUUUUAAUGGCAAUUCGGUUCUUUCGUUCAUCCCACUGGUGUAGGAAUGAACUACACCAACCCACACCAUAACUUUCAUUUGGCCCAGUAUGAAAUCCACUACACCUUCAUGUCGCUGAUGUGAUGUCCACUGGUGGAUAGGUUCUCCACCAGCUAUUUACUGGGAGUGAAUUACACUCAACAUGUGUAUCAGGAAUAAGGAAGAAGUAAACUAGGUAAAUAAGGUGGUGUAAUUUACACUGGUGGACACUGCACCAACAGCGAAUGAAAGAACCUAUUAUGUCUUGCUCCAUUUGAAAUUUCAAAAUUGACUGUAUAACUGUAUAAGUUUGUAUAUGUUCUAUACAGCGCCUGCUAGACCAAACCUUUGGUUCUACUUUACUUGUAAUGAAGUAAAUGGUGUUUACAUGUACAGAAGAGGAAAGGAUGUGGUAUCAAUGUUGCCUAGUUACAGGUUAAUAGCAUACUACAUUGAUACUGUUUGUUUCUUUUCCUGCAUGUGAGAACCAUUUAUUAUUCACUCCAAUACAAGAAAAGCAGGACUGAAAGUUUAAUUUUGCCUGCACUGUAUGUGGGCCAUUGUGAUUAGUCAACCCUUUUACAGUGGCUGCAGUUUAAAACUAAUAGUAUAGAGCUGUAGUAAGCAUAUAGCAGAAGU
Molecule: messenger RNA, 1700 nt
Organism: Psylliodes chrysocephalus
Lineage: Eukaryota; Metazoa; Arthropoda; Insecta; Coleoptera; Chrysomelidae
Source: the annotation of a GenBank genome assembly